AAUCGGUUCCCGGCUGCCCUCCUCCUCCUCCUCCUCCUCCUGCUUCGGCGGCUUUCUCCUGCUGGCUCUCUCUCUCUCUUUUUUCCCCCCUUCCCCCGUGCGUGCGCUUGGUGCCUGUGCGCGUCUCGUCGUCGUUCGCCUCGUUCUCUCUCCCUCCCUCCCUCCUUCCCUCCCUCCCUCCUUCCUUCUUUCCUUCCCUCCCUCCCUCCCCAUUUAAAUUUUGAUCGAAGAGAUUCGCUUCGUCCAUAAUUGAUCCGAUUUGGUUGGUGGUUCGCGUUUUAAUCGUCGAUCGAUCGCCUUAGAGCCAGCCAGCACCUUCCUUCCCCCCCCCUCCCCCCCCCCCCCCCCCCCCCCAAAAAAAAACAAACCCCAGUCCGCGCAAGAGAACGACGUCGGGAAGGAAAAGGGGAUGAAGGCGCUUCUUUGAACGGCCACCAUGGAAGGAUCUAGCACUUCCAGUUUUGGAAUAGACACGAUUUUGUCUAAUCCCAGGUCCGGCAGCCCGGUUAUGAUGAACGGGGACUUUCGGACGGCCCACGGCGAGGCCAGGGCGGCGGAUUUUCUCAACCAGGCCACUCCGUCCCCUUGUUCGGAAAUAGACACGGUGGGCACGACUCCCUCCUCGCCUAUCUCGGUCACCGCAGAGCACCCCGAGCAGCAUUUGGCGCAAGAUGGCCUGUCGCCUCAGCAUCACCAUCUUCACCACGGCCAACAUCCAGAGCAGCAACAGCCAAAAAGUUUGCAGCCGUCGCCCCAGCAACAACAACAGCAGCAGCAACAGCAGCAAUUGGGUUCCUGUAGCUCGGCCCCCAGGACUUCCACGUCGUCUUUUUUAAUUAAAGACAUUUUGGGAGAUAGCAAACCGCUGGCCGCGUGCGCCCCUUACAGCACCAGCGUCUCCUCUCCCCAUCCCACCCCCAAACAAGAGAGCAACUCGGUCAACGAAAGUUUCAGGCCAAAACUGGAGCAGGACGACAACAGAACCAAACUGGACAAACGCGACGAUACCCAGAAUGAGCUGAAAUGCCACGGGGCAAAAGAAGAAGGGGAUCGCGAGAUUUCCAGCAGCAGGGACAGUCCCCCGGUGAGGGCGAAGAAGCCUCGCAAGGCGCGGACUGCCUUCUCCGACCAUCAGCUCAACCAGCUGGAGAGGAGCUUCGAGAGGCAGAAAUACCUGAGCGUCCAAGAUCGCAUGGACUUGGCAGCUGCCCUCAAUCUGACCGACACCCAGGUCAAAACCUGGUAUCAAAACCGGAGAACCAAGUGGAAGCGGCAGACGGCGGUGGGGCUGGAGUUGCUGGCCGAAGCUGGGAACUACUCGGCUCUACAGCGGAUGUUCCCGUCGCCUUAUUUCUACCACCCGAGCCUCCUGGGGAGCAUGGACAGCACCACGGCGGCCGCGGCGGCCGCGGCCAUGUACAGUAGCAUGUACCGGACUCCGCCUGCGCCUCACCCUCAACUCCAGCGGCCUCUGGUGCCCCGGGUUUUGAUCCACGGCCUCGGGCCGGGGGGGCAGCCGGCCCUCAACCCCUUGUCCAACCCCCUUCCAGGGACCCCUCACCCGCGGUGAAGAAAAUCACUGGGCGUCUCCCUCACCCCGGCUCCCCCCCCUCCUCAACCCCGCCGACAGAUUUCCCCCUCACUCCCCCCGGAGCAGCCAAUCCAGCAAGAAAGGAGCCGAGGCGAGCGAGGGGGCGGGAAAUCCAGCGGUCCUUCUAAUCUAAACCGAGCCGGAGGAGCGACCGGCUCAGAGCGCGGAGACUCUGGAUCCCGUAAGUGACACGUAGCACCGAGUCCCGCCAAGCAGCCCCCGCCGCUUUGCCCGGAGGAGGCGGAAAGGGGUUCAGGAGGCUGGGGGUGGUGGCCGGGAAAAGCCGGAGUGCCAGGCAGGACUCUUGAGGGACAUAAAGAGAGAAAGGACGCCUCCUCCUCUCCCCCACCGCUGCCCAGAACGCAGGAAGACUGAGGGAGAGCGGAGAAGUUGGCACCGAAUUCUCACGAACCUUUUUCUGACUCCGAACUGGCAUUUCCCGGAUCUCUCUGGUCAUUGGUAUAUAUGCUACAUACACAUUUUGAACAGGCUGGUGUGUGAGAAGUGAUAUAUAUUAUUUAUUAUAUGUUGUCCAAAAAGAAAGAAAAGAAAAAGACUUAUAUUCAUUCGUUUUUAAGAGGAAAAAAAAAAAAUCUAAGAAACAAACGAACUCCACAAAAAUAUUCUUUCCCCCGAGGCCUCUCCUUUUCCUUUUAUUUUAAUUUUUUUUUUUUUGCUUUUGCUUUUUUGUUUUGUUUUGGUUCAGUAAAAUAAAUGCUUAGAUGACAACAAGAGUUAACAAAAUAUAUAUCGAGAGCGAGCGAGCGAGCGAAUGAGAUUUUGAUGACUGAAAAUGGCAAAAAAAAAAAAAAAAAAACCGACGGGAAAAAAAAAAGAAAUAAACUUUUAUCUUUUUUUAAACAAACCUGCAGACCCAAACGAGCUAUUUUCCCCUUGAUUCACGCGCUGUUAUUGUUCAUUCCGUAAAAUGGGCCGAGUGUGUCUGGAUGCGUGCGCAUGUCUGCUCCUUUCUAUGCGACGGGUUAGGAGACUUUUAAUCCCCCCCUUUUCCCCGCUCCCUCCCCCAGUCUGCUUGGUUGCUAAAGAGUUUGUUUGGAGGGAUAAAGAAUGGAUUGUAAAGAAGUUU
Pantherophis guttatus is the source of this 2678-nucleotide messenger RNA. It is a transcript of the gene BARHL2, whose product is annotated as BarH like homeobox 2. The record is from RefSeq and is a predicted model, not a curated record. Gene Ontology annotation, biological process: regulation of transcription by RNA polymerase II. Gene Ontology annotation, cellular component: nucleus. Gene Ontology annotation, molecular function: RNA polymerase II transcription regulatory region sequence-specific DNA binding; DNA-binding transcription factor activity, RNA polymerase II-specific. NCBI's taxonomy places the organism in Eukaryota, Metazoa, Chordata, Lepidosauria, Squamata, Colubridae.